Molecule: messenger RNA, 3343 nt
Organism: Malurus melanocephalus (red-backed fairy wren)
Lineage: Eukaryota; Metazoa; Chordata; Aves; Passeriformes; Maluridae
Gene: CALHM2
Product: calcium homeostasis modulator family member 2
Exons: 4
Coding region: 837-1796 (319 amino acids)
Molecular function (GO): monoatomic cation channel activity
Source: RefSeq, a predicted model, not a curated record
UCAAUUGCUGUUUGUGGCUCACUGUGAAAGGCGCGCUCAGAGUCCCCACGAUGGCSAGCAGCACGGAGAGAUGGCAGACUCCAUGGCACAGCCAUUAAGGCACAACCUCAGCCGCGCACAUAGCAGAAGCCAAGCGCCUGCUCUUUGCCCCACCCAAGCUCAGGGCCUAAGAACAACCUCCUCCCUCUUCCUAAAAGCCGACAGCGGAGGGCAUGUUUCAAACUGAAUAGGGAAGCCUUUCCGAACUGUUGAGGCUGUUUUCAAAAGCUUUCACUUCACCCAUCAGACCGGCCUCAGUUUCAUCACGACUCCUGCACAGCCCUGUGUGCUGCUGGAAGCCCCCCUGCGACCAGAGCCUGAGCGAAAAGCACAGGAAGGGCCGAGAAGGCUCCAGAACUGGUUUCAGCAACUUUUUCAAGCUUGGGAGAUCAUCAAGGGUUUGCCAGUGACACUGACAAUAAUUGCAGCUGUGGGAGGUGACUAAAACCAAGGAGAAGGAAAGAGRACAAACAUGCAAUUGAGAGGGACAGAAAGAGAUGUCCCACCUGUCAUCUUUGCUGUAGUGAAGCUUCUGGAGAGCUAGGUGGGAAACYAAAAUGGCCAAGGCCAAGUCCUUUUUCAGCCCCUUGUGAAGAAUCCCUGGUAUCAGCAACCAGCUCCAGAGGCUGGGACACCAGGUGGGAGGAAGGGACAUCAGUGAAGGUGUCUCACUCUGGAACAGCUCCUGGCACCAGGCCCUUUCACCCCCCAUUGGAGUGUUCCUCAGUGCUGGGGCUGAGCCAGCACGGCCCCUGCUGCAGCACUCACAUCUCAGCUGGAGUGCCUCAGCGGACAAGAUGGCCGCCCUCAUCGCUGAGAACUUCCGCUUCCUCUCCUUGUUCUUCAAGAGCAAAGAUGUGAUGAUCUUCAAUGGUUUGGUGGCUCUGGGCACAGUGGGGAGUGAGGAGCUCUUCUCAGUCGUUGCCUUCAACUGCCCCUGCUCCCCUGCCCGCAACUACAUCUAUGGGCUGGCUGCCAUCGGUGUCCCRGCCCUGGCCCUCUUCCUCAUCGGUGUCAUCUGGAACAACCACACCUGGAAUCUGGUGGCCGAGUGCCACAAGCGCGGCACCAAGAACUUCUCUGCCGCUGCCACCUUCCUCCUCUUCGGCUCCAUCAUGGGCCGGGCGUCCGUGGCACCCAUCACUUGGUCGGUCAUCUCGCUGCUGCGUGGGGAAGCUUACAUCUGUGCCCUCAGCGAGUUCGUCAAGCCAUCCUCCCUGGACAAGUUUCCAGCUGAGUCUGGGGCCGAGGUGCUGGCCAAGUUCCCCUGUAGAGAUGUCCCGGCAAACCUCACCAAGUUCAGGGACGAGGUGACACGGAGGCUGAGAUACGAGUCGCAGCUCUUCGGCUGGCUGCUCAUCGGCAUCGUUGCGGUGCUGAUUUUCCUGACCAAGUGCCUGAAGCACUGCUGCUCGCCGCUGAGCUAYCGGCAGGAGGCCUACUGGGCCCAGUACCGCUCCAACGAGGACAAGCUCUUCCGCCGCACGGCCGAGGUCCACUCCAGGAUCCUGGCAGCCAAGAACGUGAAACAAUUCUUCGGCUUUGUGGCGCUGGACAAGGAGGAGAAGGAGCUGGUGCAGGAGUUCCCAGUGGAGGGUGUCCAGCCGAGCCCCCAGUGGAACGCCAUCACRGGCGUCUACAUCUACCGGGAGAACAAGGGCUUCCCCCUCUACAGCCGGCUCCACAAAUGGGCCAAAGGCGUGGAAGGGAACGGGCCAACCCCAGAAGGCCAUGAACURCUGUUUUUGGCUUCCUAAGACAGGCAGGCACUGGCAGUGCUUCCCCAGACUGCCUGGCAGGCCUUCCAGUAUCAGCACACAGCUGAGGGAUGCACUGGGAGCAUUCCUCCCRGCAGGAUUACUUCUCUCAGCAGGUGAACAGGGAUCAACAGCCUCAGGGAACAGACUGAUAAACAAUAUCCUGAGCUGGGGAACCCCUCCCUCAGGAGCAACAGUCUCACUGCUGUUCCCAGAGACACGGGGGAGCAAAGAGCAGAUACAGCCUUUAGCUCCAGGCUGCCAGUGCAGCCCAUUGCCUGAUGUACCAGCAGAAACAGUGGGGAACAAGAGACAGGCACAACUUUCUCACURUGACUCCUGCAGUCCCACUUGUCACUCCCACAGCCCCAACCAUCCCACACACYCACUUGUUUUAUCGACAUUAAUAUCUUCUUACACACUUCUGCAAUGCCUGUUACACAGGUAAGUCCUAAAGCACUUUAAAGACUUUACAGUGCAGGGAAAAGAUGGAAGCAGUAGGUAAAUUCCUGUGGUAAGGAGGAUUCAAUGCCAUCUGGGAAAGAAUGGGUCAGUAAUGUACACCAAAUAAUUGAAAGACUAAAKCAGGAGGAAUCACYAAUAUUCCUGGUAUUUAGAAAGGCACCCUGUAAUUACCAAGUUGAAAUUUGGGUAGCACACCAAACUCCCUUUGUUCUUACUGAAGUACCUGGCAAUCUCUAAUGAGCCCAAAUGGUCACCACGAGUUUAUAAAUGCAGAGGAGGCAMCAUCAGCAGAACAGCUUUGGGGCAAGGUACAGUGAUGGAGACUGAGAGGUAUCAGUACCCACAGUGAGCCACACCACUGUCUGCAGCUCAUAGCAUUUCUCAUCAAGCUUCAGAUGAGAGUCCUUUGCGUUGCAAGCUGCAGGAAGACCUCAGCCAGAGUUAGCUUUACAUAUAUGUAUAUAUAAACAUACAUAUAGUGUAUAUACCAUGUAAUUGUAGUUACUUAGUUGUAUUAAUGGAGCAUCUUUCUCAGAGGGAAAGGGGAUGAGAAAGCUGCCAGCCCAAAGAGCACAUUACAUACACCCAUCUGCUGCACUGGGACUGCAGGCCUGGAGCAACAAGGGACAGCAGGAACAGGAUGGGAGAGCAGCUCUCUCCCUACRCAUCUACCACUGAAUUUUCUAAAACUCUUUCCACUGCCUUAAUUGGCCCCUGGAGCAGAAGCUCUCUUUCAUGAACUUGGGAAAAGCAAAACCAGAAAGGUGUAAAAUUACUACUCUCACCAGGACACUGUGUGACUAUGGCUCCAAGGCUGCUCCUCUGACAUUGCACAGUCCCUUUUCUCCCAGGGGUCAGACCUAUGUAUCCAACACCGUUUGAAGAGCUGGCACAACAGAGAAGUUUGAUUUUCCUACUUGAACUCUUUUGUUAUAGGUACAACUUCCUUUUACACUGUGCCACUUACCAAAAAGCCUUAAGUUGUUCAAAAAACAGCUCAAACCCACAGAACUCAGAGGGGCUUGCACACAAAGAGAUUUUAAAUAAAUUAUUAAAUGAGAGUUAUUUUUCUUUGCCUUUUG